Triticum dicoccoides is the source of this 783-nucleotide messenger RNA. RefSeq lists its product as uncharacterized. The record is from RefSeq and is a predicted model, not a curated record. The transcript is spliced from 3 exons. Gene Ontology annotation, cellular component: respiratory chain complex I. The coding region runs from base 91 to 489 and encodes 132 amino acids. NCBI's taxonomy places the organism in Eukaryota, Viridiplantae, Streptophyta, Magnoliopsida, Poales, Poaceae.
UUCCAGAGAGAGGGAGAGAGAGGGUUCGAGAGUCUUCCAGAGAGCGGAUCCAUCCAGAGAGUGCUAGGGUUUUCUCUCCGGGCGGCGGCGAUGUCGAUGGCGGCGGCGGCGAGGGCGGCGGCGCGGGCCCCGGGCAGGGCGGCGGCGCGGUUCGUGCAGACCAGGCUCCGCUCCUCCGGCAAGGUGCUCAGCGAGGAGGAGAGGGCCGCCGAGAACGUCUACAUCAAGAAAAUGGAACAAGAGAAGCGGGAGAAGCUCGCACGCAAGCAGGGUCCCAGCACUGGGGAGCAAGCUCCGUCCACCCCAAGCGCCGGAGCGGGUGACGUGAACACCGCAGGCGCCGGUUCGACCGCGUCGGCAUCCGCAGCAGGCACCUCGACCGACAAGAACAGGAACUACGCCGUGCUGGCUGGCACCCUGGCCGGCCUGAGCGCCCUGGGCUGGUACCUCCUGUCGAAGCCCAAGAAGACGGAGGAGGUCGUCGACUGAUCUGCCCGUCUCCGUCCUGCCCUGGUUUUUACUUCCUUACUGCACAUGGACCUGCGCGAUGAUGAUGAUGAUAAUAAGUUUCAAACGUCGCCGAACAGCCUUGCCUUUGCCUUGUUAGCUGCCUGCUUCGACAGAAUCUGAGACUUGAGAUGAUGAUGAUGAUCUGUAGCGCUAGUUGCUUUGCUACCUGUGGUUGGUCUGGUAUCGUAUGGUGGUGGUUAACGAGUGAGGCGUCUUGGAUGAUGCGGUUUGGUCCUUUUGAAAAAUAUGCAAUGCAUGGUUUUUUCUGGUGAA